AUGCUUUCCUCCCUCGAGGCUGCGAAGGUGAAACUGAAGAAAUAUUAUGGCGAGACAGAUAAUAUCGAAGGGAAUCUCUAUGCAAUUGGGACGAUACUAGCGCCAUCGAAUAAGAUGGAGUUUUUUUCAAGAAGUGAUUGGGACCCAGAUGAUACAGGAAAGAUUUAUAGAAAGGAAUACCGCGAGAGUCUUCAGUCUCUUUUUGAGAGAUAUAGCCAACAGCUUGAGAAGGCCCUUGACGCCGUUGACGGCGAUUCUUCACAACGAUCAACUGCUCCACAGUAUGACGAGCUCACUAAAUAUCUCCAGAGUGAUACUAUCAAAGGAUCCGCUCGGACCUUCUGGAAAGAUCAUCAGAGGCAAUUCCCUCUUGCAAGCAUUACCUGUGAUCUUAUGUCAAUUCCGGCGGCUGGUGCCGGAGUUGAGCGUCUUUUAAACUCUGCCCGGGAUAUAUGCCACUACCGCCGGGGCUCGUUAAGCCUAGAGACUAUUCGCGAUAUCAUGUUAUAUAUGUGUACAACAAGAUUCGAUAUCAAGGAGAAGCAACGGCUGAUUCUCCAAGAGUAUCGUUUGGAUCAUGAGAUUGCAGCUUCGGCCGAGGCACUUGAUGUCCAGACACAUAACUUCAAAGCUACCAGUGAUGAUGAGGAGGAUAUCAAGAUACGUCUUGAUAUACCGGCUGCUACGGCAAUUCCGCAGGCAACCGUAGACGCACCGCCACUCUCAGCAAUCGCCGCUGGAAAGCGGCCUGCGGUCACUUCCGGCGAUGAGGAAGGUUCUGAUACCAAUGAAUUUAAGGAUUCAGACGAGAACUCGGUAUCACCCUUGCCUGGCUUACCUGAUACGCAGUAUAGUGCAUCAGAGCCAUGA
Messenger RNA from Penicillium atrosanguineum, 870 nucleotides. RefSeq lists its product as uncharacterized. Bases 1 to 870 code for a protein of 289 amino acids. NCBI's taxonomy places the organism in Eukaryota, Fungi, Ascomycota, Eurotiomycetes, Eurotiales, Aspergillaceae. The transcript is spliced from 4 exons. The record is from RefSeq and is a predicted model, not a curated record.